CAUUUCCAUCCCACAAGUAGUUCUUGAUAACCUUCAAAGCCUUCGUGUCUUGGAUUUAUCACCUUGCAAGAUUGACAGACUUCCUGACAGUAUACGACAGUGUGUGCAUCUCCGAUACCUAAAUAUCUCAUCAACUGCCAUCAACAUGUUACCAGAAUACUUGGGUAAACUUUACCACUUGCAAGUUCUAAACUUAUCAGGCUGCAGGCUUGAAAAGUUACCUUCAAGCAUAAACAACCUGGUCAGUUUACGGCAUCUGACAGCAGCUAACCAGAUUCUUUCCACUAUAACAGACAUAGGAAGCCUAAGAUACCUUCAGAGAUUGCCCAUUUUCAAGGUCACCAGUGAGGAAACAAACAGCAUAAUUCAGCUUGGUUAUCUACAAGAGCUUCGUGGAUCCCUCCACAUUAGGAACCUUGAGAACAUUGAUGCUCCUGAUGAGGCAAAGGAAGCCAUGUUGUGUAAGAAAGUAAACCUGACAAUGCUGCAGCUGAUGUGGGCACCUGCUCGAGAUUUGGUAAACUCAGAUAAGGAAGCAGAGGUGUUAGAGUAUCUCCAGCCACACCCAAAUCUGAAGAGGCUGGACAUCAUCGGUUGGAUGGGAGUCAAAGCCCCCAGUUGGCUUGAAAGCAAAUGGCUAAUCAAUCUUGAGCUCAUCUUCCUCAGUGGUUGCAAUGCUUGGGAGCAGCUUCCACCACUUGGUCAGCUUCCAUCUGUCAGGACUAUUUGGUUGCAGCGUUUGAAAACAGUGAGGCAAAUAGGCCUAGAGGUAUAUGGCAAUAGAAGUUCACAUGUGGCUUUCCAGUCAUUAGAGGAGCUAGUUCUUGAUGACAUGCAAGAACUAAAUGAGUGGUCAUGGACAGGCCAGGAAAUGAUGAAUCUCCGCAAUAUUGUGAUUAAGGACUGCCAAAAGCUCAAAGAGCUGCCUCCACUACCUCCAAGCCUUACAGAGCUGACAAUUGCAAAAAAAGGGUUCUGGGUUCCAUACCAUCAUGAUGUGAAGAUGACACAAUUGACCACUGUCACCACUGUCUCAUCUCUCUGCAUAUUCAAUUGCCCCAAGCUACUUGCCAGAUUUUCCUCGCCAGUGACCAAUGGAGUUGUAGCAAGCUUUCAGUCACUUAGAAGCCUUAUCGUUGAUCAUAUGAGAAUACUCACAUGCCCUCUUUUAAGGGAAAGGCUUGAGCACAUUGAGAACCUAGACAUCCAAGAUUGCUCAGAGAUCACCACCUUCACUGCAGACAAUGAGGAUGUCUUCCUACAUCUAAGAUCACUACAAAGCCUCUGCAUAAGUGGCUGCAACAAUCUACAAUCGCUGCCUUCCUCAUUGUCCAGCCUGGAGUCCCUGGAUAAAUUAAUCUUGUGGAAUUGCCCUGAGUUGGAAUUACUCCCAGACGAGCAGCUGCCACUGUCUCUUAGAAAGCUUGAAGUCGCACUCUGUAACCCAGUGCUCAAGGAUAGACUCAGAAAAGAAUGUGGCAUUGACUGGCCAAAGAUUGCGCAUAUCCCUUGGGUUGAGAUAGAUGGUGAAAUUCUGCAGUGAUUGCAAGGGAACAAGCAGUAUAUUUGCAUUUGCUCACUCUGAAACUUGGUCCAAUUUGGACGCCAACCAAAUACUAUAGAAAAAUUAUACAAGAUUAGUUUAGUUCCGUAAUAGCAUAGACAAGCUAAACCAUAUUGGAAACAACAGAAUCUAGUCACCCCUUUUCUUUCAAUCAACUGUACUGCACUCCUAAAAAAGGAAAAGAAAGGAGA
Messenger RNA from Oryza sativa Japonica Group (Japanese rice), 1755 nucleotides. RefSeq names its product putative disease resistance RPP13-like protein 1. Gene Ontology annotation, molecular function: protein binding; ADP binding. Gene Ontology annotation, biological process: defense response to other organism. NCBI's taxonomy places the organism in Eukaryota, Viridiplantae, Streptophyta, Magnoliopsida, Poales, Poaceae. The record is from RefSeq and is a predicted model, not a curated record.